AUGCCAAAAAAAUUUAAAGGUGAAAAUACUAGAGUUACUGCAGCAAAAGAGCGUAAAGCAGCACACCAAGCAGAAAUUGCUUCUAAAAAACAGGUAGAAAAGGAACGUAAAGAAUCUCAAGAAUGGGGAGUAGGAGCUAAAAAUACUUCUAAACAAGAGGCACAAAGAAUUAAAAAAGCUCUAUUGGCCAAAAAAAAUGAAGCUGCAAAAUUGUUAGAACAAGAAGAGAAAGAAUUAUCAAAGUAUAAGCCUAUAUUAAAACCUCCAAAAGUAACUGGUGAAGAAAAAAAAGCUAUAAAAAGAACACAAAAACAAGAAGUUACUUCAGAAGAACGACGUGUGAUACCAGAAUAUUCAGCUUCAAAUAUCGAAGAUGCAAUAGAUUUACUUUCAGUUGCCACAGAAGCAUCAUUUCCUAAUGGCAAUCUAAAUAGUGUUGGAAUCUCAAAUGCUUCAAAUAAUAUUAUUGAAAAACAUCCAGAAAAAAGAUUUAAGGCAGCUUUGGCUGCUUAUGAAGAACGCGAAAUGCCAAGGCUUAAAAAAGAAAAUCCUGGUUUACGUUAUACACAAUUGAAUGAACUUUUAUUUAAAAAUUUUCAGAAAUCGCCAGAAAACCCCUUCAAUCAAACAAAUAUUAUUCAGUAUAAUAGUUCUAGAGAAGAGCAAAAGAAUUUAAUCGAGACGACUAUAAAAAAUGUCGAAGAUCGAUUAAAGAUUUGA
Messenger RNA from Entrophospora candida, 720 nucleotides. The record is from the annotation of a GenBank genome assembly. NCBI's taxonomy places the organism in Eukaryota, Fungi, Glomeromycota, Glomeromycetes, Entrophosporales, Entrophosporaceae.